Messenger RNA from Lactuca virosa, 903 nucleotides. The record is from the annotation of a GenBank genome assembly. Lineage: Eukaryota; Viridiplantae; Streptophyta; Magnoliopsida; Asterales; Asteraceae.
AUGACUGUUAUGAUCACAUCUGCAUCAUCCAUAAUUAUGAACACUUUCACAUACCCUGACAUCAUAUCCAGCAAGUUCGGAUGCACUCCAGGGGCCAUGCAUGAGCAUGAGAACAUUAAGUUAAAACAUGCUUCUUCUUGGAGUCGACAAUUUAAAGCUCCAACAAAGGUAAAUUUGAAAAAAGUAGGUGAUAUGGAUUGGAGCAUUGUCGACCAGAAGAAAGAGUGUCCAUUCAUGGUUUCAGAUCUUCAUGUAGAAAGAAUGAUUCAAGAUGGUUUUUUAUUCCAAGAAAAUUUUUGUAUUGGAAUAUAUGAAGUAGGGCCAGAUCAAACAGCUUCCCUAGAAACACUAAUGAACCAUUUGCAGAUUGAUACUUGGAAAGCUGCGUAUGGGAAAAAUGGUUUGUGUGGUAAUUUUACAUUCCGUGAUUGCAAAACAGGCGAGAUAUUAGUAAGAGCUUCAAGCUUGGUGGUGAUGAUGAAUAAGAAGACAAGAAAGUUAUCCAAAUUUCCAAAUGAAGUUCGAGCUAAACUCGAGCAAAUCAUUAUGGAUAAACCCCCUUUAGUCGAACCAGACACUAGAACAUGGUCAAGAAGUGAGGAAAAGAUUAAUGAACACAUUUGCAAAGGUUUAAAGAGUGUUCCCAAGACCAUUAUAGAGAACUACGAGAUUGAUAGCAUUACACUAGAAUUCUAUCGAGAGUGUACAAAGGACAACAUACUGCAUUCAUUCACUUCUAUAUUGACGAACGACAAUGACCAAAUAUCUAAUUUUGACAUUGUUGAUUGCCAACAUUUGCUUCAAUUUGAAACUGGUGGUAAUAUAAUGAAAGGAAUGACUAGAUGGCGGCUGAAGCAUGGAAAGAGUAAGGACUUAGAGCAUCAGUUAAAUCUCCAACAAUAA